This is a messenger RNA of Papilio xuthus (Asian swallowtail), 1903 nucleotides long. It is a transcript of the gene Gk-2, whose product is annotated as Glycerol kinase-2. The record is from RefSeq and is a predicted model, not a curated record. Gene Ontology annotation, molecular function: glycerol kinase activity. NCBI's taxonomy places the organism in Eukaryota, Metazoa, Arthropoda, Insecta, Lepidoptera, Papilionidae. The transcript is spliced from 11 exons. Bases 126 to 1784 code for a protein of 552 amino acids. Gene Ontology annotation, cellular component: mitochondrion. Gene Ontology annotation, biological process: carbohydrate metabolic process; glycerol-3-phosphate metabolic process.
CAAAUGUCAAUUACCAUUUUAUUCAACUUAGAUCACUGACUUUGUAAUGUUAUACAAAUAUCCACAAACCAAAAGUUACAAUUCUGGACUUAACUCAAUGAUUCGAAAUGUAGUCAAUAUAUAAUAUGCGUGAAUUUGGAAAAUUUGGUCCAUUAAUAGGAACUGUAGAUGAAGGAACAUCAAACGUGAAAUUUUUGGUAUUCGCAGCUAACACCUCUGAAGUAUUAACCUAUCAUCAGGUAACCUUAAAGCGCUUUAGCCCUCAAGAAGGAUGGAUAGAACAAGAUGCUUUAGAAAUUUUAAAUGCAGUUUUAGAAUGUAUUGAGGUAACUAUUGACAAUCUCAAAAAAUUGGACAUUGACCCUGAGGAUGUUGUGGGAGUUGGGAUAACAAAUCAAAGGGAAACAACAAUAGUAUGGAAUUCUGUGACAGGGGAACCUCUGUACAGUGCUAUAGUGUGGUCAGAUGUAAGAACAGCAAAGAUUGUGGAUGAUCUAAUCAAAACAAAGGGGGCACAAAGUGUCAAUGCCGUGGCUCAAACUAGUGGUCUUCCAUUGUCUACAUAUUUUUCAUCAGUUAAGUUAAAAUGGCUUCUACAAAAUGUCAGUGUCGUACAAAAAGCGGUUGCGGAUGGCGAAUGUAUGGCGGGAACAGUAGAUUCAUGGCUUAUAUGGAAUUUGACUGGGGGCAGCAAUGGAGGCGUGCAUGCAACUGAUGUAACCAAUGCGUCGCGCACACAGCUAAUGUCCUUACGAAGUUUGCAGUGGGAUAAGAGAUUGCUAAGAUUUUUCGACAUACCAGUACAAUUAUUACCAAAGAUAAAAAGUUCCUCUGAAAUAUAUGGCUACAUUUCAACCGGACCUCUUCUUGGAACACCAAUAGCAGGGUGCCUUGGAGAUCAACAAGCAGCACUAAUUGGACAAAACUGUAUGAGAUUCGGUCAAGCAAAAUGUACCUUUGGUACAGGGUGUUUCUUGUUAUAUAAUACAGGAGAAUCCAUAGUACAUUCACAAAAUGGCUUGCUAACAACAGUAGCGUAUCAGCUAGGCCCAGAUGCACCGCCCAUUUACGCUCUGGAAGGUUCCGUAGCAGUCGCGGGGGACAUGUUGCAGUGGUUGAAAAAUGGCUUGGAAAUCAUAAACGAUUUAAGUGAUUCAGAAACGCAGGCAUCUGAAGUAAGCGAUGAUGAAGAGAGUCCUAUUUGCUUUGUGCCAGCUUUUAAUGGAUUGUAUUCACCGCACUGGAAAAAAGAUGCACGAGGUAUAAUCUGCGGGUUGAGCACGAGUACGCGGGGCGCGCACGUAUCUCGCGCGGCGCUUGAGGCGGUGUGCCAGCAGGCGCGUGCGGUCUGCGCGGCUCUGGCAGCAGACGGGGCGCCGCUGCGCCGGUUGCUGGCCGACGGCGGCGCCGCCAACAACUCCAGACUUAUGCAAAUGCAGGCCGACGUUACUGGGAUACCAGUUAUACGUCCUCUGAUGACGGAGAGCACGGCGUUAGGCGCGGCAGUGGCGGCGGGGCGCGCCCUGUCCGUGUGGCCAGCCGUCACGCCACGCCCGCCCGCCGACACAUUCAUGCCCGCCAUAUCUGCUGAAGAGCGUGAAAUUCGACGCGUGCGGUGGGAGUCGGCCCUGAGCAGAUGUAUGGACUGGAGCGGUGAAGAUGCAAAUAGAAACAAAGUAGAAACAGAUGAAGUUGACCACACAACAGCAGUUCUACCAUCCGGCCUAUUCUUCCUCGGCACCGCUCUGUUAGUGGUCAUAGCAGACAAAUUAAAAGUUAUAUAGACAGCUUUAGUUCAAAAUAGUCAUUAGAAAAUAUCUCUCGUGUUAGUCAAAUCAUAACAGUAUUAUUUCAAAGUAGAAUUAUAACAUGUUAUGAAAAAUUUAAUAAAUGUUACACUGAC